Molecule: messenger RNA, 516 nt
Organism: Mytilus trossulus (common blue mussel)
Lineage: Eukaryota; Metazoa; Mollusca; Bivalvia; Mytilida; Mytilidae
Product: snaclec 6-like
Exons: 4
Coding region: 1-516 (171 amino acids)
Biological process (GO): biological process involved in interspecies interaction between organisms
Cellular component (GO): external side of plasma membrane
Molecular function (GO): carbohydrate binding
Source: RefSeq, a predicted model, not a curated record
AUGGUAUUUACUUUAGUUACAACAGCUGGAGGCGGAGGAGGAGCUACAGUUUGUUCGGCAGUCACGUGUCCAGCUGGUUAUUCGAAGCUUGAUGAUCUACGAAUCAGUCCAAACUGUUACUUGUUUAGUGGAAAAAACGAUGCAAGGAGUUGGCAUUCUGCUGAUGCUGUUUGUACCAGUACUAAAGGAGCUCAUCUCUUAGUACCUGAUAGUCUAGCAGAGAUAGAGGCACUCCGAAAGAAAUUUGGCAUUGGUGACAACGACGGGGAUGUAUGGACUGGUGCUAACGAUUUAAAGAGUUCCGGGAACUUUAUUUUUAAAGUAAACAACAAAAAGUUUGACUUCAACGCUCUACCAUUUGGAAUAGAAAAUGAAGUGGGCAUGCGUGGUAGUUGUGUAGAAAUAGAACUUAACGAUGACGGUGUUUGGGGUUGGGACGCUGAUGAUUGUGAUGAGCGCGAAAACUAUAUUUGCGAGCUACCAGUAGUAAGUAAAAAUGUAGCAGUAAAAAUAUAG